This is a messenger RNA of Morus notabilis, 2209 nucleotides long. RefSeq names its product DNA repair protein RadA. The record is from RefSeq and is a predicted model, not a curated record. The transcript has 15 exons. Gene Ontology annotation, biological process: recombinational repair. Gene Ontology annotation, molecular function: ATP binding; damaged DNA binding; ATP hydrolysis activity. NCBI's taxonomy places the organism in Eukaryota, Viridiplantae, Streptophyta, Magnoliopsida, Rosales, Moraceae. Bases 122 to 2002 code for a protein of 626 amino acids.
AAGUUACUACUGUCUUUUGAACUUCCCGGGUUCCGACAUCUCGAUUAAAUCUCCGUUGAACCCUAACAACUGUCUGUCUAGGGUUUUAGUCUUCGUCGUCGUCUUCUUCUUCUUCUUCUUCAUGCAAAUUUCAGACAUGAAAGCCCUCCGAUCACUCUCUCUCCACAAACACUUUCUCUCUCCCACCAUUCGCAACCCCAUUCCAGACCCAUUUCGCCUCUCCUCACACUCGCACUCCCCCACCCUCCAAAACGCCACAUUUUCCCGCAACUUCCACUCCACAAGCUUUCUCUUCACAUCCGACGCCCCAAACAGCCGAAUCGACCCGAGCUCCGACGCAAAACCCCCCAGAGUCUGGACCGUCUUCGACCCCGUCUCCGGCAGAAUCGUCACGCAGAAGGUCAAACACGGGGAAUUACAGUCGGAAGGCGAAACCCAGAAGAGCUCGUCGGAGUCUGGAGAUGCGGUUGGGGAGCAUUCGCCGGAGGAGAGGAGUUAUGGGAGUUUCAGAAAGGUGAAAUCGGUGGGUUUGAGGGACGUAGUGGGGAACAAGAAGAAGGGGAGGGUGAAGACUUUGUGGGUUUGUUCGAGCUGCGGGCAUACGGAGGGGCAGUGGUGGGGAAUGUGCCGGUCGUGCGAUGCGCCGGGGACGAUGACGGAGGUUUUGGAUGGGGAUUCUAAUGACGGGAAGAUUGGUGGUGGGGUUUCCGAGAAAGUUGGGUCUUGGCUUCCCAAGAAGGAGGGUGAGGUGCUUCCUAUUCGGCUUAAAGACGUGCAACGUGGUAUUAGUAAUCAAGAAUGGCGGUUUCCCUUGCCUGGACUUUUCGGGAAUGAAGUUGCUAGGGUGCUUGGUGGUGGUCUUGUUCCAGGUUGUUUGGUUUUGGUUGGUGGUGACCCUGGUGUUGGCAAGAGCACACUCUUAUUGCAGGUUGCUGCCUUAAUAUCUGAAGGGUGUGAUUUUGGUGGACCAGCCCCAGUAGUAUAUGUCUCAGGUGAAGAGAGUAUUGAGCAAAUUGGAAACAGGGCGGACCGUAUGGAUAUAAAAACCGAGGAGCUAUUCUUAUAUUCGAGUACUGACAUUGAGGACAUAAUACAGAAAGCUCACAUUCUGUCACCUCGGGCUUUGAUCAUUGACUCAAUACAAACAGUUUAUUUAAACAAUGUGACUGGAAGUGCUGGAGGGUUAUCCCAGGUAAAAGAAUGCACAUCAGCUUUGCUGCGUUUUGCCAAGAAGACCAACAUUCCUGUUCUCUUGAUUGGACAUGUUACAAAAUCUGGAGAAAUAGCUGGACCCCGCGUCUUGGAGCAUAUAGUGGAUGUUGUUUUAUAUAUGGAAGGAGAGAAGUACUCGUCUCAUCGUUUACUUCGAUCUGUCAAGAAUCGUUUUGGAUCCACGGAUGAGCUUGGAGUAUUUGAGAUGUCGCAAAGUGGACUGCAAGCAGUUGUAAAUCCUAGCGAGAUGUUUCUAAGUGAGGAAUAUGCAGGGUCAGAAGUUUUAGCUGGCUUAGCUGUUGCUGUUACUAUGGAUGGAUCUCGGAGUUUUCUCAUUGAGAUUCAGGCAUUAUGUGUAUCUAGUUCGACUGUUUCACGACAGGUUAAUGGGGUUCAAGCUAGCAGAGCCGAUAUGAUUAUUUCAGUUCUAAUAAAACAAGCUGGACUAAAGCUCCAAGAGAAUGCCAUUUUCUUGAAUGUUGUUAGUGGGAUAACGUUGACAGAAACUGCUGGGGAUCUUGCCAUAGCCGCAGCAAUUUGUAGCAGUUUCUUGGAGUUCCCUAUUCCUAAUAAUAUUGCUUUCAUCGGCGAAAUUGGCCUCGCUGGCGAAAUUCGUACGGUACCAAGAAUGGAUAAAAGGAUACAUACAGUGGCAAAACUAGGUUACAAAAAGUGUAUCAUACCAAAAUCAGCUGAGAAAUCUCUAGCAACUUCAGUUUACGAGGGAAUGACAGUCGUCGGAUGCAGAAAUCUCAAAGAGGUUAUCAACAACGUCUUUACUACAUAUUGAAGUGAGCUAAAUUGAAGCUAUUUUCCUUUUUUUAUUUAGCUCUGUAUAUUCAAUGUGUAAAGUUUCUGCUGUGAUGAAUAGGCUAGGAUUUUUGCCAAUGUUCUUACCCUAUUCGUCCCUUUGUAGAGAAAAUCUUUGGAAUUCUUCAGUGUUUUAAUGCUUGCAGAUCUCUUGUUAUCUGAAGAAAUCACACAGAAGCAGCUCUAA